Messenger RNA from Hibiscus syriacus, 853 nucleotides. RefSeq names its product protein SENSITIVE TO UV 2-like. The transcript has 6 exons. The record is from RefSeq and is a predicted model, not a curated record. The coding region runs from base 51 to 764 and encodes 237 amino acids. NCBI's taxonomy places the organism in Eukaryota, Viridiplantae, Streptophyta, Magnoliopsida, Malvales, Malvaceae. Gene Ontology annotation, biological process: DNA damage response.
GGAGAAAUAUUAAAAGCGAAAUAUGAGCGAAGAAAAUUUGGAAGAAUGGGAUGCAAGUUUCUUGGAGGAACUUAUUCAAGUUGAAGAGUUUGCUCUUUCUUGUUCUUAUGUUAACCAAAACAAUCGCACUUCUUCUUUUUCUUCUUCCUAUUUACCGCCGGAGUCGCCUCCAUCGUCAACCCCUGAAUUUUCUGUCGCCUCCAUCUCGAACUGAUUCCAUCUCUUACUCGCCUCCGAGAGAGCUCUCCCAGAUACCAAUAGAUUUGGGUGACGCCUCGAAUUCGAGUGGCUUUAUUGCUAAAUGUGCCACUCAUUCGACUCCGGUGCGUCGCGAUGGAAGUUCUGCUAACGCUGAGGAUCUCGAAAUCGAGCUCCUAAAGAAGGAGUUGGGUCGUGUUUCAAGGCAGCUUGCAGACCUGGAACAUGAGUGUUCAGAACUUAAGAAGGAAAGAAACAAGGAGGAUCAUGCUACAGUUUCCAAUUCAAACAAUGAGGCGAAAGUUGCUAAUUUGAAAGACAUCAGCUUCAAUGACAGAGAACAUGGAGUCCCUGUAGCCACUCAUGAUGGGGUUGUACAAAAAAUUCCUAAUAGAAAAUCUUUCAACGAUCAGAUUGGUCUACGUACAGAGAAGUUGCUGGACAUCUGGGGUUUGCUAAGCGAGCAAAAGUUUGGAAGAAAUCUAAUAUCCAAGUUAUUUGCAGUUUGUUCUGAAGAUAUUGAUGUCCUGUGUGGGUUCAUUAACAGUGAAACUACAUUCGGUUAAGAGCUCUGUUGACAUGGCUAAUGAAGAGCUCCAUUCAUCCUUUUCUUAGUGCAGAAGCUGCAAAAGUAUCUCAUUUCUAAUCUGCUCUG